AUGGAUCUAACAGAGCCCUCCCAGGCGGCCAAUUGUGAUCAGAUCCCGAUCGUCGAUCUCUCUCAUCUAGAAAGCCCGAGUAUUGAAGAACGGCAGCAGCUCGCCCGAACGAUAUAUGAUGCCUGUACUCAAGUUGGUUUCUUUUAUAUCAAGAAUCAUGGUAUUCACGAGCAAAUGAUAAAUGGCGUUCAUCAUGCCGCAGAACGCUUUUUUGCCCUUCCAGAAGAACAGAAGAUGAAAUUCUAUAUUGGAAAUUCUCAGAAAUUCCGUGGUUAUAGCCCCCUAGAAGGCGAGAAAACAACAGGUACAGAUGAUGAUCCCAUAUCGGCCGAGGAAGCCACGGGCGUACUCUCCGAGGCAUUUGACAUCGGGUAUGAAACCGCAUUGGAUUUUCAAAAGUCUCCAGGUGCCGUUCUUGGUCUCGAUACCUAUGGUUUAUACGGGGAUAACCAAUGGCCCGAUGAGAUCACGCUUGCCGGGUUUAAAGAAACUUACAUUGAAUAUUGCGCCACCGCGUUGGAGUUCUGUCGCAAACUCAUGAGAAUAUUCGCACUUGCCUUGGAUGUACCUGAGGACUACUUUGACACGAAAAUUCAAACCCCCGGUGUUACUUCUAGGAUGAUGCAUUACCCUGCCCAACCCGUUGGGGAAACACGUGAAGGACUAGGGGCGCAUACGGAUUGGGAAUGUUUUACAAUCCUUUCUCAGGGCAAGGUUCCUGGAUUGCAAGUCUUGAAUCAUCGUGGGGAAUGGAUUCUAGCCCCUCCUAUUCCGGGAACAUUGGUUGUCAAUAUCGCCGAUUGCUUGUCGACUUGGACAAACAAAAAGUUCAAAUCAACAAUCCAUAGGGUAUCAAACCUCUCUGGAGAAGAACGCUAUUCUAUCCCGUUCUUCUUUGGAAUCGACUAUGAUGCUACCGUGUCUGUAUUGGAUAAUCAUACCUCGGUCGAUAAUCCACCAUGCAGGGCACCUUUCAAGGCGGGCGAAUGGGUUCGUGAGAAGAUGUCCAAGGCAUAUGUCGGUUAUAAAGGCUAG
This is a messenger RNA of Penicillium odoratum, 1035 nucleotides long. RefSeq names its product isopenicillin N synthase family dioxygenase. The coding region runs from base 1 to 1035 and encodes 344 amino acids. The record is from RefSeq and is a predicted model, not a curated record. Gene Ontology annotation, molecular function: dioxygenase activity. The transcript is spliced from 6 exons. NCBI's taxonomy places the organism in Eukaryota, Fungi, Ascomycota, Eurotiomycetes, Eurotiales, Aspergillaceae.